Aspergillus versicolor CBS 583.65 is the source of this 1775-nucleotide messenger RNA. RefSeq lists its product as uncharacterized. The transcript has 4 exons. NCBI's taxonomy places the organism in Eukaryota, Fungi, Ascomycota, Eurotiomycetes, Eurotiales, Aspergillaceae. Bases 373 to 1383 code for a protein of 336 amino acids. The record is from RefSeq and is a predicted model, not a curated record. Gene Ontology annotation, cellular component: Golgi apparatus.
CCGUUCGCGAUCUGACUUGUCUUGACCUCAAAAAGGCCUUGGAAAAAACGAAGCCACGUCGAGGAGGCGGCCGUGGGACAGCAGGGCCCGAUCUUCGAAACGAACUCACCACACUCCAUCGUCCACGACGACUCGCUCCUGGCCUGCUUACCACCUCCGCGGUGGUAACCCGCCAUACUGUACCGUCACUCCCUGAACGAAUUCCCAGGCGACACCAGCUCCGUAACGGAGCAAUUCGUCAAGAUUUAUUCCAACACAUCGAGAGCCUCGCUCUUUGGCGGGUCGUUCGAUCCGACUUUCAGGCGAGACCACGGAGGUUUUCGCGCGAGAGAAGGAUACAUAAAUGUGACUCCACCACCGCCAAAAAGGAAAAUGUAUAAACCAAAUACCAUGUGGACAUGGUCCUUCGCCAUUGUCGCCUUAGUACAAACAAUUAUCACACUUGCUCUAGAAUGUUAUGUCUUCGCAAAUUUCCAAAUCCAACUCGAACCCAAGGCCGAAAUGGUGACCUCAUCAAAAACGAUACCCACUUUCCUGGCCUUAUACAGUUUCGGAUUCAUAUAUGAAUUGCUCCUUGUGUAUGAUGCGCUUCGACUCAAGAACACCAUUCAAAUCAUCGGUCUGUGUUUCUGUAAUGUCGGACUAUUGGUUUACGGUGCCGUACAGGUACAGCAAAUCAAAGAAGCCGUGGGAGUUUUGACAGACAACGACGUUAUCAACCCGGAUAUCUGGGAACAAACUCAACCAUUUCUAAUCAUCAUUCCAAUUGUUGUGGCUAUGGGUUCAUUAUUGAUGACAAUUGUCGCCUGGAAACUCUAUGAUGAAUUUGCGUGGUCGAUCUACAAACAUAUUAGUGCUGAUUUACGUAUGAAGCGUCGUUAUUUGACAUACCAGAUUUACAUCGCUCUCCUCAAGUUCGAUUUUUUCUUCUUCCUCGGUUUUACCGUCCAAUUCCUUGUCAUCGUUACGAUAAGAAAGGAUAGCGAGUUUGCCCUCACCAUAGCUGCUGUGCCAGUAACAAUUCUGAUCCUUCUCGCUGCGGCGUUCCUCGUGCGACGUGAGAGUUCAUUAGGAAUGAUCGCAAUUAUUCUUCUUUAUUUUGCGGCCAUGGCGUACUUCCUUUUCAAGUUGGUUCGUAUGUACCAGCCAGAAACCGAAAAUGACUAUACACCGGCCCGGCGGUCUCUGACAUUCUUCGCUGUUAUCACUCUAAUCCUGAUUGUGAUGACCAUCAUAAAUGCUUGUAUAUGCAUGCACAACUUCAACAAGGGAUUGAAACCUCACAUCAACAAGAAAAAGAAGGAUAAGGAGGCAGAGAAAAAUUCUACCGAGUUGACGGCCGUUGAUGGCCAAGUGAUGCCCGGCCGAAUGAUGAUUGAUUAGUGAACGAGGGUUCGUUCCCCUUCGACUGGCUGUUGUUUAUUGGGUCGAUAUAUAUAUAUAUAUGCCACCCAAUUGGCCAUGUAUCGACAGGAAUAUUGAACUACGGCGGGCGUCUUUCGAAUAUUUACAACAUGAUACCUUUUCCUACAUUACUCGGGGUUUGUUAUGACUGCUUACCAUCUAUACAGUCUUGGUUGUUUAUUUUAUUCCUUGAUUCUUUCAUAUGUCAGUUCAAAGUACCCAUAGCGUUUGCUUGAUGAAUAUCUCUAUGCUGCGGCUAUCUAGCUACAUUCAUGUCACAUUAUCACGACUAUAUUCGAUAUUUCCUGUAGGUAUUUUUCUAAUAGCUCAUUCACAUAUGAAUGUCACCCUAUUCACCUGAUAUUUAACUU